Syngnathus typhle (broad-nosed pipefish) is the source of this 2278-nucleotide messenger RNA. RefSeq names its product lamin-A-like. Lineage: Eukaryota; Metazoa; Chordata; Actinopteri; Syngnathiformes; Syngnathidae. The coding region runs from base 888 to 2168 and encodes 426 amino acids. The transcript has 10 exons. The record is from RefSeq and is a predicted model, not a curated record.
ACCUCAGGUUGGCGAGCAGCGUGACUAGGCGUGCGCGUGAUUGUGAUUGGGGGGGGGGGGGCGUCACUAUUCAUUUGGAUGUCAUUGCAAUUUAGCCUCAUAUCAUUCUCUGCAAAAAUAAUAUUAUCUAUCUAGCUAUCAGUGAUUCUCAUAAAAUACGACACUGUUAUUAUGAAUAACAAUCUCCAUCACUUCAGUGGCUGCAGGUCAGAUUAAUGAAAGAUGUUUAUCUUAUGGGAUCACAUCAAACGGCAAACAUUCUGACCAAAUAUAUCAUCUUGAAGAAUCGGUGAAAGCAUACAUCCAAAUAAAGUAAUCAAAACAGCAACACGGUGAGGGGUAUCUGAAAAUCCGAGCAGAGUUUUAACUCGCAAACACCUGGUAACAGAGGUGAGGAAACGGGAAACACCUCCUUAAAGUAAGCCUUAAGAACUUUACAGGUUAAGAUUAGUCGCAAAUAGGUGGUGCAUCAAUGUCCUUGAGCAUCCUGCAUUGUUUGAAAAUGAGAAUGGUCGCUAGUUUCAAUCCCUGCUAUGUGUACAAAUCAUAUUCAAAAUGCAUUUUUUUACAAUAAACUUGAGAGCCUCCCGUUCAUUUUCAGUGGGAACAGUGUUGUUGGUCUCCCUUUUUUGCUAGUGCGUCAUAGUCUGGAGUAAAAUUUGUUGUGGCAAUUCUUAGGCGAGAUCCGAAUACAAUACAAUUUGUUCAGGGUUGGCGGGCCGGAUUAAACGGUCCCGUGGGCCGGAUGUGGCCCGCGGGCCGUAGUUUGCCCACCGCUGUUCUAGAAUAUUCUAGCAGCAGCUUGAAAGUUGAGUGAGGUUUUUUUUUUUUUUUCGGACAAAGGAACCUUUGGACUUUGAAGAAACCUCUAUGAUAAGCGAGAAGAGAUGGCGACCCCAGAAAACACUCCUGAUGCAGACAAUGAGCUGAAGGCCAUUUACGAGAUGGCGCUGGCGAAUGUCCGUGCGAUUCGGGAGUCAGAGCGUGCACGUCUGCAAGGCGAGAUGGUCAAGCUGAGGCAGAAAUUACAGGAUCUGGAAAUAACGAACAUGAAGAAAGAAUCCGAUCUGGCGAAAGCCCUUGAGUCUCUGGACUCGGAGGCCACACAGCGUGCACAUCUGCAAGGCGAGGUGGCCAAGCUGAGGCUGGAAUUACAGGAUCUGGAAAAAAUGAACAUGAAGAAAGAAUCCGAUCUGGCGAAAACCCGUGAGUAUCUGGACUCGGAGGCCACACAGCGUGCACAUCUGCAAGGCGAGGUUGGCGAGCUGAGGCAGGAAUUACAGGAUCUGAAAAAAACGAGGAUGGAUGACAUUCAAGCCCUUAAAGAUGAGCUGGAGUUACAAAAGGAUCUGCAUUCCGCGAAAUUGCGCAAGGUCCAAAGCCAGCACGAGUCUCGCAUGGUGGAGUUGGAAGCCGGCCACCAGGAAAGUCAUGAUCGCAAACUGGCUGACGCCAUGGAGAUAAAAAGCCAGCUUGAACACAUUCAAAAAGAGUUUGCAGCAAAAGUGAAAGAUCUGGAGGAGGCUCUGUCUACAGAGAGGGAGCGGUUGCUGCAGCAACUGGAUGAAAGGGCAUGCCAAACCAUGUCGGCCCGCAAAAAGAGAAAACGUCCCAGCGAGGCUUCGAGCUUCCCCAGCAAAGAUGUGGCUCAUACUGACAUCACCCAGCAGGCCUCUGCUAGCAGGCAGGGCACCAUGAAAUUGGACCGGCAAGACAAAUAUAUCCGAAUCUGGAAUGACACAGAUGAGGAUCAGAAUUUGGGGAACUGCCAGGUGCAGGGCCAGGUUGGAUUUUCUGCUCCCAUCAUAUUCAAGUUUCCCGCAGAAUUCAUCCUGAAGGCCGGCCAGACUGUCACGAUCUGGGCGGCUGGUGCUGGCGGAAACCACAAUCCUCCCUCUGAACUAGUCUCGGAGGCCGACUGGGAAACCGUAGGCCUGUUCCAGACUACCUUGAUGAACGCCAACGGAGAGGUGACACAUCUUUCAAGCGACAAGAAGCAAUAUUUCUCUUUUGACGUCCGUUUUUCUUCCAGGAAAUGGCGAGAAACAAAUCUCCCGGCACACAUUUGGAAGAUGAUGAUGGAAAUUUCGCUUCCACCUCGGGAUAGAGGAAUUUCGGUUUCUUUGUGUGUCAAGCAGACUUUGACUUUUGACAUGGUCACAUUAUAAAAAUAUGUUAUAACAAUACAAUUAAAUGGGCUUUUUUUUUAAAAUAAAAUCUGCUCCGACCUAAAUUUAAUUGAAAUAAUUGAAAUAAAGUUGUUGUUCUUUAAAAAUGA